Molecule: messenger RNA, 559 nt
Organism: Fusarium oxysporum Fo47
Lineage: Eukaryota; Fungi; Ascomycota; Sordariomycetes; Hypocreales; Nectriaceae
Exons: 2
Coding region: 23-259 (78 amino acids)
Source: RefSeq, a predicted model, not a curated record
GUAGAGCUGCCUCAAGGCUAGCAUGUCGGGGCCCGCGGUUGUAUUGCAGAUUCGCGCGAUGUCGUUCAUCUUAUCAUUGACCUUGGCGCCAACCUCUGCAACGUGUUCUCUCCAAUUGAGCCUAUGGUCGACCUCAACACCUAAGAUUCUCAUUGAGCCUUCGGGCUUCUUGCCCUCGAGCCCGGGGAUUUUGGGCAUGUGCUUGAAGGCAUCAGCCCUGUGGCGAGGUGGACGGAAGUGCAUGACGUGGUAUUUGUGAGGCGAGAAAGAAACGCCGACCGAGUCGGCCCAUACCAUGAUCCUGUCGUGGCAUUCCUUGAGCGCCUUGCAGUUGUCUUCGUAAUCGUCGGAUACGGCGAGUAGGUAGGUAUCGUCGACGUAGGCGAAGGGAUAGAUCCUGACCUUGGAGUUGGUGUACUCGGAAGCGGCGCCAACAAUGGGCAUGGAGAAGAAAAGGAAGAGUAGGGGAGACAAGGGACUGCCCUGAGGAAUCCCCAUGUUGACCCAGAAGCUGGAUGAGGUGAAGCCCGGGAGCUUCAUGUCGGUGCUGCGAUCAGUA